AUGCGGCUCCUCAAUACCAAAACUCUCCAGAUCGAACAAUUCACCAACCAUGGCGGCUACAACACUCUGCUGAAAAAAGGCAGCGAUCUCACUGCCAAGCGCGCAACUCCUCGCUACGCAAUCCUUUCUCACACAUGGGGCGAAGGUGAAGUCAUCUUCCAGGACAUGCAGACCAAUGAUCGCUCCGCAGCGAUGAAGAAGCGCGGGUGGAGGAAGCUCGAAGAUAGUUGCAGGCGGGCGGCGAGAGAUGGCUUCGAGUAUAUCUGGAUUGAUACUUGCUGUAUUGACAAGACUAGCUCGACAGAGUUGUCUGAAGCUAUUAAUUCCAUGUUUCAGUGGUACAGAGAAUCAGCUCUCUGUUAUGCUUUCUUGGAAGAUUGCCAGGGUCCUUUGCCUUAUAGAACGGGUUCAUCGUCCUCUGCUUUACCUCGAUGGUAUACUAGAGGAUGGACACUGCAGGAGCUUAUUGCGCCAAAAGUCGUUCAUUUCUACUCUCUGUCAUGGCAGUUUCUCGGCACCAAAGAUGAUCAUUUAGCUGAGCUUUCACGCGUAACGGGCAUUGACACAUAUGCUCUUGGUGGCGGUGAUUUGUCACGCAUCAGCGUUGCGCGACGUAUGAGCUGGGUUGCCAAUCGUCAGACAACUGUGGCAGAGGACAUGGCCUACAGUCUUCUGGGUAUCUUUAAUCUCACCAUGCCGAUGCUUUAUGGAGAAGGAUCGAAGGCAUUCAUACGCUUGCAGAAGGAGAUCAUGAAGGGGACGGAUGACCAGUCGCUUUUUGUGUGGACUGAAGAGGGCUUAAAGGGACAAUAUCGGACUGCUCAAGAGGGAGGCGGGUUGCUGGCGCUAUCUCCGACUUUCUUCAAGGGCGCU
Messenger RNA from Trichoderma virens Gv29-8, 873 nucleotides. RefSeq lists its product as uncharacterized. The record is from RefSeq and is a predicted model, not a curated record. NCBI's taxonomy places the organism in Eukaryota, Fungi, Ascomycota, Sordariomycetes, Hypocreales, Hypocreaceae. The annotation marks the transcript as partial. The transcript has a single exon.